This is a messenger RNA of Tachysurus fulvidraco (yellow catfish), 1721 nucleotides long. RefSeq names its product trans-2,3-enoyl-CoA reductase-like 2b (gene tecrl2b). The coding region runs from base 479 to 1507 and encodes 342 amino acids. The transcript is spliced from 12 exons. Gene Ontology annotation, biological process: very long-chain fatty acid biosynthetic process. Gene Ontology annotation, molecular function: oxidoreductase activity, acting on the CH-CH group of donors. The record is from RefSeq and is a predicted model, not a curated record. NCBI's taxonomy places the organism in Eukaryota, Metazoa, Chordata, Actinopteri, Siluriformes, Bagridae.
CUAGCUACAAUAGUGAAUGUUAGUGACGAAGAGAUGCUGGUUGUCAUGGUAACGUUACAAUUGUUUUCAGUGAGAAAUUUUCUGUUUGAGAGUUGUGAUUGGUGUAGACGUACUUGGUGGAGGAGGAAGAGGUGGAGACCGAGUCAUGAGAGGUUACAUGCUUUUUUACUUUUUUCAUGCUUUACACACUUUUACAUUUUCACCAAAACUGCUGAUGAAGUUAUUAUUUUAUUUUGCUUUAAAAGAAGUUUCAGUGAAUAUAUUUCCAGUAGUUUAAAGUUUCACCUCAUGGCUGUGAUGCAGCUCACACUGACGACAUGCUGAUGGAAUCUGAGCCGUGUGUGAGAAGUCAUCAUAAGCACGUCGCCUUCAUUCCAUGCCACAGAUCUGAUUCCUUUACCCCCCAUUACCCCCCAUUACCCCCUUGCCCCCCCUCCCUCCUCAGCGUGGUGGAGUUGAACAUUUCCUGCCUGCAGCUAUGGACUGUUUGGAGUUAAAGGAUUUAUUCACUGUCGCUCAAUUUAUUAAAGCCAGAUGUGAUCACGGACUGAAAGCUGGAGAUCCUAAAAACAUCAAAAACUAUGUUUUUUUUGAGGUGGAGAUCCUGGACCCCAAGACCGGGACGCAGCUCUGCUACCUGGACAAGGUGGAGCCGAGCGCCACAGUUGGAGAAAUCAAAACCCUGCUGCACCGACUGUAUCCAAAAUGGUAUCCAGCAAGACAAGCACUGAAACUCCAUCCUGAAGGAAAAGCUCUUAAAGAUGAUGAUGUUCUGGAGGAUCUGCCUGUGGGGACGACGGCCACCAUGUUCCUGCAGGACCUCGGGCCUCAGUUGGGCUGGACUAUGGUGUUUCUGUCAGAAAGCAUCGGCCCUCUUUUUAUUUAUCUGCUGUUUUAUUAUCGUCUGCCGUUUAUCUACAGUCAUGAGUACGACUACACACGAAGUUCUCAUGCUGUUGUCAGACUAGCGUGUGUGUGUCACACUCUUCACUAUAUAAAGAGAUUAGCAGAGACGAUCUUUAUCCAUCGCUUUUCACAUGGAACUCUGCCGCUGCACACCAUCGCACUGAAUUGUUUAUAUUAUUGGGGAUUUGCAGCGUGGUUAGCGUACUACAUCAACCACCCUCUCUACACCACACCCAUGUACGGAAAAAUUCAGAUCUACACAUCACUCUUUACAUUUCUGGUGUGUGAGUGUGGAAACUUCUCCAUUCAUCUCGCUCUGAAUCGACUCAGCUGUAACGGAUCGAGGCCGAUGCAGAUUCCAUACCCGAGUAAAAACCCGUUCACCUGGCUCUUCUUCUUCGUCUCCUGUCCAAACUACACGUAUGAGUUGGGUUCCUGGAUCAGUCUCACAGUGAUGACGCAGUGUGUUCCAGUGGCCGUGUUCACCUUGAUCGCGUUCAUACAGAUGACCAUCUGGGCUCGAGGAAAACACAAAACCUACAUCCAGGAGUUUAGGGAAUAUCCUGAACUCAGGAGCGCCAUCAUUCCUCUGUUCCUCUAGUGAUCUGGGACAAAACUCUCACACAGAAACCUUUUAUAUCUCACAAAAUACCAGAGAAAUGUAGCAGUGAAGUGUUUAUCAGCAUUCAUCACCACAGAACAAACACAGUGUUCAUCACCACAGAGCAAACAAACACAGUGUUCAUCACCACAGAACAAACAAACACAGUGUUCAUCACCACAGAACAAACACAGUGUUCAUCACCACAGAACAA